UUCAUAUUGAAAUGGUUUUAAAGGAUUUCCUCGAAACAUGAGGCAGAAACAUUAGCAGUUACAAUGAUUUUCGUACUGUAUUUUUUUACGUUUUCCGUAGAUUACAAUACUUGAAUUCAGACCUUACAAUAAGAUAAAAAAAUUUAAGAACUACCAGCAUUUUUCUGAAUUUAGAAAGACCAUAAAACGAAAUGCUACUACAUAUGUCGCUAUAGAAUACAUCGAAAAGGCAGGAUAAGUAUCUUAAUAAGUAGGGAUGAGCAGCAGGAAACAAAUUGCGAAUAUUUACAAGACUGCAAUUUUUUUAAGUCUCCGACUUCAUGUCAUUCCUUACUCCUUCAUCAGGAAACAUCACAAGGCAUUUGGAAAUGAUCAAAGUUGAUGUCGAAAUCGAAAGCGACAGUACCCGGAUCUCUAGGUUGUCUCUAAGCAUAGUACAAAGAGAGCUAUAAUUGGAAAUCUCAAACUAGCUAAAAUGAUCGGAAGGGAACCAGAAUGGUAUUGCUGAAGUAAGUUUACUGUAGGCCAUUGCAAGCUUAGUGGGAUUCAUAUAAUGGUCAAUUAGGCCUUUGAAGAAUUCUUUUCGGUGAUCGAUUGAUUUAAGCUUGAAAAAGUAUCUACAUUGACGUAGAAAUGCUACCGUUGUUUCAUAUUUGUUUACUGAGGAAACAUUUUUUGACAUGGAAAUAAAAAAGUAAUUCUAGAAGAGUGUGUUAAGUUCAACGUGGUGACAACACAAAUGGCUUUACUUGCUUUAGAAUAAAUAUGAGCAAGGAAGGCCUUAUAAAUAGAGCAACUAGUUAGCUAAUAGUAUUGUUUAUGAACACAUAAAUAAUUGCAUAUCAUGGAGCUUGUUACUUUCCUUUGUGACGCAAACUGCGUAAGUGAUGCGAAAUUUCCUGCUGGAACCAACAUUUUAUUUUUCAAUUCCUGCCAACUUGGCUGAUCGUGAUUAAAGCCUGAGCCAUUUUAGAUGAAAGAUUGAGAUUCAAAUUUACUUUGAGCUAAAUCCCGUUCAAUUUCGCCUUUCUUAGCGGCUUCUGAACAUUUGCAAUUUUGCAUCGAAUACGGAUCAACAGCUUUUAUGUGACGUUCUUUUGCUAAUUAUUCAUUGAAAUUUUUCUUUAUUUAUUUUUAGGAUGUCGGAAAAGGAGCUGAAACUGGAUUCAAGCGACCCUCCUGCGUACAACCAUGCUAAUGUUUACAAUGUUGAUCUCGAAAAGGGACUUCCUUUGAAUACACCAAAAGACAAAAACAACCCUUCCAAUUCAACAUUUGUUAAAGCCAAACAUAACAAAAAAACGAUAAUAGUUGAGUCCGACGACUUCAAUGGUUUCUUUACCGACUUUAGGAAGAAUAUAGAUCAUUAUUUCCCUGAAAAUGUAGUCGUUAAAAGUAAAUGGAUGUUUUUCAGUUUGAUAUUGGUUUUAUCAUUGCUUUGUACAUUAGCAAUCUCCCAUCGUUUCGAACUUUUUUCUUUUCUGAAACAAGUAUAUAUGGAAAAUGGAUGCAGUUGGGCCCUUCUUGGACCUUCAGGCAUUUUUCUUGUGACAUGGGCAAUAUUCUUUGCUUCUUUCUGUGCACUUAUUUGGCCUUUCAUAUUGACAGUACGGAUUGCCGCUAUAGUUGUAAUCUUUAUCGUGGUUGGUCUUGCAUGGUACGUUAGUACUGGCUUCAAAGGUCUUGCAUGGUUCGUUGGUGCUAUUUUUUGGGGAAUUCAUAACAUUCUUGUUUUUGGCCUUGGAAUGGAAUUUGAGCGCUCAGCUGAAAACACCGGUUCGCCUACGCUGCCCAAAUAUCAACAAAGGGAUCAUGCACUAGCUCCUCCGUUGACGACUACAAACGAAGAAAUAGAGCUGCAGCGCAAUCCUACCACUCAAAUUUACAGCUAAUUUGUUUACCUUUCUUUCAUCAUGAGCUUUAACUCUUCCGAUCGAGAGUUAAAUAAGUGAAAAAAAAGAACAUUACAAG
Messenger RNA from Schizosaccharomyces cryophilus OY26, 1971 nucleotides. RefSeq lists its product as uncharacterized. The transcript has 2 exons. The record is from RefSeq and is a predicted model, not a curated record. NCBI's taxonomy places the organism in Eukaryota, Fungi, Ascomycota, Schizosaccharomycetes, Schizosaccharomycetales, Schizosaccharomycetaceae. The coding region runs from base 1140 to 1892 and encodes 250 amino acids.